AUGACUCUCUGUAAGGAUUGGAUUUCCAUUAAAGAUUACAUUGGUGAUCCAACAUAUGCCGAGGGAGUUAAUAAUUUUUUAGACUAUGCUUUUCAAAAGUUGAAAACUGAGACAAUUCGUUGUCCUUGUACCAAAUGUAUGAAUGGAGAAUCCGGUGAUCGUGAGAAAGUAAGGGAACAUCUACUUGUUUUUGGAAUAAUCAAAAGAUACACCUUCUGGUAUCAUCAUGGGGAGGGGUUGGAUGAGUCAGAAAUCGUGUCUGACGAGGAUCAUGAUGAGGGAGAAGACCAUGAUGAAAUUUUUGAUAUUCUAAGGGAUUUAUAUCCUGCGUUCAAUGAUGUUAGUCCCUCUGCUGAUGUCAAUGAUGUCGAGGAGCCAAAUGCCGACGUUAAAAGUUUUUAUAACCUAUUGAAGGAUUCACAAGAUCCGGUCUAUGAAGGUGCUAAGAGUUCUACAAUGUCUGCAAUCUUGGAGCUUCUUCAUAUUAAGACUCUUGGUCGUUGGACCAAUGAGUCUUUUAGCAUGCUUCUCAAAUUUUUGAAGAAUCGGCUUUUACCUACAGGGUCAACUUUACCAGAUUCUUACAAAGAGUCAAAAAAGAUCAUGAGAAACCUCGGACUUUCCUAUGAAAAGAUCGAUGCAUGUGUUAAUGAUUGCAUGUUAUAUUGGAAGGAGAAUGAGAAGCUAGAUGCAUGCAAUAUUUGCGGUGCAUCGAGAUGGAAAACAAACAAACACAGUGGGGAAGACAAGUGUAAGUCAAAUGGUAAAAAAAUACCUCACAAGAUAUUACGCUACUUCCCACUAAAACCGAGGCUUCAAAGAUUAUUCAUGUGUUCAAAGACUGCUUCUUUGAUGAGGUGGCAUGAUGGUAAAAAGAAGAAAGAUGGUACGAUGCGACAUCCUGUUGAUGGAGCCGCGUGGGAGUCAUUUGACAAGGAGUUUCCCGAGUUUGCAUCAGAUCCUAGAAAUGUUAGGUUGGGGCUUGCCAGUGAUGGUUUCCAACCCUUUGCAAACUCGAAAACACCUUAUAGUAUUUGGCCUGUAGUACUUAUGCCAUAUAACUUACCUCCAGAUCUUUGUAUGAAGCAGUCUAAUAUACUUCUUUCGAUGCUUAUUCCUGGUCCUAAAGGACCCGGUGAUGCAAUUGACAUAUAUUUGCAACCAUUGAUCGAGGAAUUAAAAGAUCUAUGGGACACUGGUGUCGAGACCUUCGAUGCAGCAACUCAACAUCAUUUUAAUUUACGUGCAGCACUGAUGUGGACAAUUAAUGAUUUUCCAGCAUAUGCCAUGUUGUCAGGAUGGAGUACUAAGGGUUAUUUGGCAUGCCCUCGUUGCCUUAAGGAUACACGAUCAAUGAGACUAUCUCAUGGGGGCAAAGAAUGCUACAUGGAGCAUAGAUGUUAUUUGCCAAAGAACCAUAGAUGGCGGAAGGAUAAGGAUUCAUUUGACGGAAAAGUUGAGCAUGGUCUACCUCCUGAACCUUGUUCAAUUGAUGAAAUUCUUCGUCAACUCGAGGAUCUCGAGAACAUUGUUUUGUCCAAGGAUCCACAUGUGAAGACAAAAAUAAAUCAUGAGCUUAGGGGUGAUAAUUGGAAUAAGAAAAGUAUUUUCUUUGAGCUUCCAUACUGGAGGAAACAUUUGUCACGGCACAAUUUAGAUGUGAUGCAUAUUGAGAAAAAUAUAUGUGAUAGUGUUCUUGGGACAAUUAUGAACAUCAAAGGGGAAGACUAA
Molecule: messenger RNA, 1731 nt
Organism: Spinacia oleracea (spinach)
Lineage: Eukaryota; Viridiplantae; Streptophyta; Magnoliopsida; Caryophyllales; Amaranthaceae
Exons: 1
Coding region: 1-1731 (576 amino acids)
Source: RefSeq, a predicted model, not a curated record